Messenger RNA from Talaromyces amestolkiae, 645 nucleotides. RefSeq lists its product as uncharacterized. The transcript is spliced from 2 exons. Gene Ontology annotation, cellular component: endoplasmic reticulum membrane. Lineage: Eukaryota; Fungi; Ascomycota; Eurotiomycetes; Eurotiales; Trichocomaceae. The record is from RefSeq and is a predicted model, not a curated record. The coding region runs from base 1 to 645 and encodes 214 amino acids. Gene Ontology annotation, biological process: endoplasmic reticulum to Golgi vesicle-mediated transport.
AUGGCUUUCAAGAGUGGGUCGUUCGCGACCUUCCUCAUCGUUGGCCCGGUAUGCUUCUUCCUGGGAAUUGUCUUCUCUCUGUUCCCUUAUGAUUACCCAUUGCUAUGGGCCGGUGAACCUACUCCUCCGUCGCACUACGACUAUCUUGAAGCGCACCUCCGCUUUCUCCAUGCAUCUCCACCACUGAUUCCGCGCAUUCUGCAUAUCGUCAUCUUCGUCGGACUUGCUGGAAUGCUUGCCAAAUUGUACAAGCCCUCCGAGUCCAACAUGCUUUUCGAUGGAGCUAGCUUGGUUUUAUACGUUUGCGGUGUCACCGUCUACAUUGCCAACAUUGUCAAGGGUCUCCGACUCGUCAGCGGCGGUAUCUAUGGUGCUGAAUUGGCCGGAAACGAAGAGGAUGCUGAGCAGGUACUUGGUCGUGAGGACAGCCUCAAAGUAUUGGCUGCCAGCAAUACUAUCCUUGCGCUCAUCUUGGUUGGUGUUUUGAUUCUCCAAGCUGGUCAGUGGUAUGCGGAGAAGAAGGACCAGCAAGAGUUUGAAAAGCUCAACGAAAAGAGCUCAGAGAGUUCUUCCAAGAAGGAACGUCCUGAAUCUCCUGUCGCCACCCGAGGAACAAGCCGUCAAGGUAGCAAAAAGAGACAGUAA